AUGGCCGGAGUAGCAGCAGCCUUCACGAGCCCCCGCAGCGUCAAUGUUAUUCAGUGCAUCCUUGCUGAUAUUCCAUUCUUUUGCGUGGGCAUCCUGUCCCUUGGUGUUUUCACUUUCUUUAUCUUUAUGAAGCGGGCGGAUAGCCUGCUUUUAUGCCUACACAUGUCGGUCAUCAUUGCAUUCGUCGCCACCAUCCUCGACCUCAUCCAACUCCUCAUACGCGGCGCAGUGAAAGUCAACACCAACACUGGCCUCCAAUCUGUCUCCGGACUGACCAGUGUGCGCGAAGUAGGCUUCGCGCUCUCCUUCGGACUGCGAUUCCUCUUCUUCUGGGGCUUUGUCGCGCAACCACCUCCGGGCGAAGCGCGGCCUGAAUACAACGCCCUUCACAACGGCAGCUGGCGCAGAUGGGGCCUCCUAGGCCUCAUCCUGGAGAUGUUCACCCUCGCACUAGUCCUCAUUGACCCCGUCCUACAGAUCCUGUACCGCCUCAUUACUUCGCUGCAUCAGAUAGGCCCGGUGUACGAGAUAGAGUCGACUAUCCAAGUCGUGCUGUCCUUCGUAUUCAUCCUCAAGAUCCUACUGAAUUGCUGGGUCAAGAUGCUGGUCAACGAAAACGCACUCCCUGUCCGGAAGGCACUUGCCGGCUAUUCCGCGGUUAUAACCGCUCUUGUUGUUAGUGGGCUGAUUGGCAUUGGGAACAUCGCCAUGUUCGAGUUCACGGAGACCAUUGCAGGCCGCUUCCUACAGGCCGUCGAACUCUAUGUCCUCAUCGUCUUCAUGCUCACCUACGCGUUCUACCACCUACGCCGUCGAUCGUGGAAUGAGGCUCCGAAGCCGAAGCCACAACAGCCAUCCCCUUUCCAGCGUGCAGGUUCUUUCCGCGGUCUGCCCGACUUCAAGCCCGAAAUGGGUCGCCCUGUGAUCUCUUCGCCCGAGAUGCUGCAAGCCACUGGGCGAGAGUCGGAUGCUAACAGCCGCCGGCCAACCCUCAUGCAGCGAGCGUCGUCGGCGUCGCGCAUGUCUUCGUGGAUGAACAUUCGGAGGAUCUCUGAGCGGAUGGUUGGCCGGCCUGCUGUGCCUACCCCCGAUCUGGAGAAGGCGCGCUUGUGGUAUCGUGACACGGCGGGCAACACAGAGGUCAACGUUCCCCUUCGAGACUCAGCAAUCGACGUCGAGACUCCGCACUCGGCGACGCAGCGGAGGCAGUCUGUCGCUUGGCAGGACCCAGCGUACACCACGGUGUUAGCUGCGGGUUCGUCCGUUAGGUCGGUGUCCCCUGACGACUAUUACGGCGAUGACCGAACAUCCGCCGCUCUCGAUGAUCGCCAGAGUGCUGUGCUCAGUCGUGUGUACUCACCAGAAGCACCAGAGCUGACGAUCCCCCCUCCUACCCACUCCCGAUCCGCAACCAUCAACCAGAGCAUCGCCGACGAGGCGACCUUCGCCAUCUACGAGGAGUCCCCGCGCUCUGCAGUUGGCUCGCCCCUCUCGGGCUUCAACGAGAUCAUGGAGGGCUACGAGGAGAGCGUGUUGCGGCCACCCUCAACGGGACUCAUCCGAUCUGCGCGCUCGUCCCGCAUCUCGGAGCUCAUCCGGCAGCAGGAGGAGCUCGACAAGUCGAUCGUCGCGCUGCGACUGUUCUCGCCCGCGGACGGGAAUGAUUCGGGCGCCUCGAGUCCGAUGUCGAUGUCGGUGUCGAUGAUGCUGGCGUCGCGCCCGCCAUUCCCGAAGGAAAAAAGCAGCAGCACUGACACGCGUGCGACGCGGAGCACGCUGACCAGCGACCUGUCGUUGAGCAAUUUCCCGGACCCGCCGAGGGCGAGCAUGGCGGCGUCUGAGCCUGACGCCGCGCCGCCGGUGCCGCCUCUGAGCCGGGACAACAGCACGCGAUCGAGAGCAGAGGAUGUGGAUAGGCCGGAGACUACGGCAGAGGAUGGGCUCCAGCUCGGUAGUAGGACUCCAUCACAGGCUCUGGAAGCGGAACCGGACGACUCUGCGAUGCUCUUGCCUGGCAGUAGGUUCCGGAACUACGUCAACUCCGGAGGCACUCAGUACGAGAUCACCUCGUUCAUUGGCAGGCUGACCCAAGAGCCGGGAUCGUUCGCGUCUUCAACCGCUCUGGCCGGUCCGAUGAAGGACAGUUCGUCCUCCAGUCGUCCGGUCGCACGGACCGUCGAGCAGCUACGGGUCAGCGCGCAGCCUCCGACCACUAGUCUUACCGACUCGCGACACGAGUAA
Messenger RNA from Fomitopsis serialis, 2241 nucleotides. RefSeq lists its product as uncharacterized. The coding region runs from base 1 to 2241 and encodes 746 amino acids. Lineage: Eukaryota; Fungi; Basidiomycota; Agaricomycetes; Polyporales; Fomitopsidaceae. The transcript is spliced from 6 exons. The record is from RefSeq and is a predicted model, not a curated record.